Molecule: messenger RNA, 1016 nt
Organism: Scaptodrosophila lebanonensis
Lineage: Eukaryota; Metazoa; Arthropoda; Insecta; Diptera; Drosophilidae
Product: leucine-rich repeat-containing protein 40
Exons: 1
Coding region: 100-837 (245 amino acids)
Molecular function (GO): protein binding
Source: RefSeq, a predicted model, not a curated record
CGUCGUGUCUACACAUAUACAUAGCAGUUAUUUUUGUUGUUCAACAUAUACUAUUAAAUUUGUCUUAGUUUUUAAGACAUUUCAUUCGAUUCAAAAUUAAUGGAAGGAAUGGUGGGCGACGGCCUGAACAGUCCUCGUGUGCAGGGUGGAAAGGAUGCUCUCGAAGAUAAUUCCAUAUGCAUACCAGACAAAUAUACGAUGCGCAACACACGUGUCCUGUCCGUCAUGAAGGCGCAGCUGGAGGAGGUGCCGGAUGAUUUGCUAGAAACAGCUCGUGCCGAACACGUCACUGUCGUCAACUUUGAGGGAAAUCUGCUGCAUCACAUGCCGCGUGGACUCCAGCACCUUUCCGACCAGUUGUCCGAGCUUGUGCUAGCCAAGAAUCAGAUUGCCUUCAUACCAGCAUGUAUUUCGCAGUUCUCACGCCUCUCGGUUGCCAACUUUUCUUGCAAUUUGCUGCGAAACUUGCCCAACGAAUUUGGGGCAUUGCAAAUGCUGUGUGAGUUGGACAUUUCGCAUAAUCGCCUCGACAAGCUGCCUCUUUGCAUAGGAGAGCUGCAGAAUUUGGAAGUGCUGUUGGCCAACGAUAAUCAUAUAAGGGAGCUAAAUGCUAGCGAAUCGGGCUUAGGCGGCCUAAAGCGUCUCAUAACGCUAGAUCUGCGCAAUAAUGAUAUUGAUACUGUGCCACCCGUUCUGGGCAACUUGACGAACAUUAAACGUCUGAAACUAACUGGCAAUCCAUUUCGACAGCCUCGCCACCAGAUCUUGUCCCAAGGUACCGCCGCAAUUAUGGAGUACCUCCGCGGCCGUAUACCCGCAUCUGCUAGUACUAUGUAAGGAGUGGUACUUUGCUAAUUUUAAAAUCGUAUCAUCUCUGCGAACAACUCGUACAAUGUUCAAAGCGUGCUCUAUUGAAAAUACAAACAAGAGUUAUUAAAUUUGUGCUGGUCUACCAAUAUACAAGCUUCGCUUUUUCUUUGUACUCGAUUGCCAAAUAAAAUACAAUUGUAAACCAA